AAAGGGAGAGAGAGGGAGAGGGGAAGAGCUGGGGACGCUGUGGCUAUUACUGCCGACCACCGAGGGACAGGGGAAGAGACGGAGGAGAAGAUGAGAAGCACACGCCGAGAGCCGCGGGAUGUCCCGUUGCAAUGUGCAGCUUGGAAAUGACAAGUUGGGGGAAUCCUGGGCAGCCCCAAGCAGCAGUGUAGAGGGCUCUGUGAUCAAACAGCCCCCGGGAGGCUGGGACAGCUCUCUCUGUCUCUGUCUCUGUCUCUGCUCCUUGCCCAGUGGACAGGGGGUUUGGGAGAGAGAGCUGUGUGUGUGUGUGUGUACUGGAUAGAGCUGGAGGCUGGAUACAGGCUGUAUUCCAGGAGCGGACCCAGAGACUGAAAGCGAAGUGAGAGAGCCAGCUACCUGCACGAUGCUGCUCCCCACCAUCUCCCUCCUCCUGAGGCUUCUCGAUUAUGUCCUCACCAAUGAAAUUCCAACUCAAGAUGGCUGCCUGUCCGCACUCGCUCAGUGCAAGUUGGAUCCCGGGUGCAUCCCGAAAUUUCGCAUCUUGUGGCGGUGCGCAGCUCAUCAUGGGGUUGAGCCCUUCCAGCUGGCUGCCAGGAACGAUUGCCUGAUUGCUGCCCUCGCUCUUCAAUCCAAUCAGCUCUUCACGUGCAAGUGCCAAAGAGGGAUGAAGAAGGAGAAGAAUUGUCUACGGAUUUACUGGACCAUGCACCAAAGCCACGUCACUGGUUACGAUGAUUUGGAAGCAUCACCCUAUGAGUACUCAAUGCCUGGUCCAUCCUGGGGCUUGGACUACGGUAGACAUGCCUCUUUGGUGUCAGAAGGACCCAAAGUUCAAGCACUUUCCAAUGUUAACCAUUGCUUAGACGCUGCUCAAGCGUGCAAUGUCGAUGAGACUUGUAAACUGUUCCGCACCGAAUAUGCCAAGAACUGCCUCAAACCGGCCAACAGGCAUGGCUGCAACAGACCUAAGUGUCGCAAAAGUCUUCGUCGCUUCUUCAACUUUGUGCCAGAGGAGUAUAAAUACCCAUUCCUCUUCUGCCCGUGCGACGACAGUGUAUGUGCCGAGCGUAGACGCCAGACCAUUGUCCCGAGCUGUUCCUUUGAGGAACCUGAUAAACAAAACUGCCUGGGUCUGAAGGACGCGUGUGAGGCGGAUUCCAUUUGCAAAGCCCGACUGGUGGACUUUCAGAUUAACUGCCAACCAUCCAAGAAAUCUGCCAGCCACUGUUUCCUAGAGAAUUAUAACGCUUGCCUCCAGUCUUACACCGGCCUCAUUGGCACUGCCCUAACACCAAACUAUGUGAGUAACACCAGCUUCGACAUCUCUAUAUGGUGCACAUGUGUCAACAGUGGGAACCAACAUGAAGAGUGUGAGACCCUACUGAACCUUUUCACAAGCAACGACUGUCUCAGAAAUUCUAUAAAUUCAUACAUCAGCUCUUUGCCGUUUCAUCUAUCAGACAGCAAGCAGCCCGCACUAACGUCCACUCAACAGUUCUACUUCAAGUUCCCAGACAAAGAUGGGUCGCGUGUUGAUGACAAAUUAAACAAGAACGAGGACUGCGAUUCUGGAGGCAAUCUCAAGAUUUCUCAGGAUAAGUUGCUGCCUGGACAAAUUACUAAUUGCAAGGUGAAUUCGGGAGCUGCUACCCAGAGCUUCUCUAUAGCUUGCACCAUCACGUCACUCUAUAUCUUCAUGGCCACUACAGGGAACGCCAUUUGAAAGGACAUAACCAAGACUUUAUAACAAGACAGAAGUGGACACCUCUUUUUCGCAAGCUCCCUCAUAAAUACAAUAGCUUCGAAAAGAAAACAAACGCUUGAGAUACAACUUGAACUGAGAAAAUAGUUUGUUGAAAUAUUCAGCGACUGGUCUUCUUGCAUUAAUUGGAAAUAGAGUGCAUUUAUUUCACUGCACCAUAUCAGUCAUCAGCGUAUGGUUCACUAAAGUAUAUAACAAACCAUAAUCUCUUCACAUUAAUUUCCAUCACAGCCGACAAGAAUGUAAUGAAGUAGGUGGAUCUACUGACAAACAUUUUCCUUUUCCGGUUACUUCCCUCCUUUAGUGCAGUUUUGGAAAGAAUAUGUUAGCACAGCCAGUGAUUACACUCAGGUCACUCAACACUCCAGUUCCGUGGAAAAUAGGGCUGUUUGUCUUUCAUUUGGACCACAUCAAUGUGGGAGUACAGGUGUUAUAUUUUAGUGAUUUAUUUUCCAUUAGUUAGGGCAGCUCAGUGGUUAGCACUGCUGCCUCACAAUGUCAAGGACCCAGGUUUGAUUCCAUUCUUGGGUGACUGUCUGUGUGAAGUUUGCACAUUUGCCCCGUGUUUGUGUAGGUUUCCUCUGGUUUCCUCCCACAAUCCAAAGAUAUGCAGUUUAGAGUGAAUUGGUCAUAUUAAAUUGCUUAUAAUGUCUAGGAAAGUGCAGGGUAGGGUGGUUCAGCCAUUAUAAAUGGUUCAUAGUAUCCAGGGAUGUGCAAGCGAGGUGGGUUAGCCAUAGGAAAUGCAGGAUUAUAGAGAUAGGGUUGGGUCUGGCUGGGAUGCUUUUCAGAGGGGUCAAUGUGGACUUGGAUGGACCAAAUGACCUGCUUCCUCACUGUGGGGAUGCUAUGGUUCUAAACUGGAAUUCAAAAGUACUCAGUUCUCCUUUAAAUAAGAGAUUGGAGAGGUUUUGUAUCAUCUAAAAUAUCUCAUUGUGGGAUGUCACUUUUUCAGUUUAUGUUGUGUGUUUCAGCCUCUGAAAACUGUGAUGUGAUUGUGAUUAUUACUGUGCUGUUUCUCACAGGUGUCAUUGACACCAAUUAUACAAUGAAAGAUAGUUGCAAACUGAAUGAGACACAGAGAUAAUCUAAUACCUGUGUUAUAGUAAGUAGUUUGGGCCAUUUCAAAACUUGCAGCGAUUAAACUCAACAAACACCAUUCAUUGGUAAAUGAUGUGCUAAGUACUUCAUGUUAAAUCCAGCCCUGCAGUAGCUACAUAUUGUUGUUGAAGCAAUGAUCUGUAACUACUCAUCAAGCUGGUAUCGUAAGGUCACUCGUUCCAGUACUCCAUAGAUGUGGCUGACAAUUGUUCUGUUGUAGGAAAUGGUGGCAUUCCUUGUGUUGCAUACAUUUAAUGUUUAAGGAAUAAUCUGGCAAAACUACUUAUCUCAUUCAAGCGACCAAAAUGUCUCUUGCACUGUAUCAAAUGGCAGCUGCUGUGAUCUGGAAAUGGUAUGAGGAAACCACUGAGGUAAACAGAUGGGUGGACUGCAUGGCUGUGGUGAGCAAAUCAGUUUGAAAAGAAACAUAACUGUCAUAUAUAAUCUAUAUUUUAUCAGUAAUAAUAGAUUAGAUGAUUGUAAAACACCAGUCUAAUAUUUGGAUUCAAUUACCAUUCAUAAAUUCAUUGAAAUUUUUGUUUACAGCAUUGAGUUUCUUAGAACAUCUGAUUCACUGAUGGCGUUUCUCUGCAGCCAAACCAUCAGCAUUGCUUUACUGUAUACCCCAGAUAAGUAUUUAUCCCACAUGUUAAGCCUGUACUGUGAGAUUGAGCCAUAUACCUACUCUAGCUGUUAUCUAUCUUCAGGUGAUCGCAUUCUAUAUAUAAAGCUCGCAAAACUGUCAAUUGCACUUUGGUUUCUAAUUCACUCUUGGAUAUAUUGUUGUUCAAUGUUCAUCGAUGUCCCUCUAUUGUAUACCAAUCUUUCAAGUCACAUUCAAUUGCCCAGCAUUUCUUACAUGCCAUCUGAACCCCUUAAAUAGAUUCAUAUCUAUAUGUCCCUUAUUCAAUAUAAACCAUCUGAUUCCUUUGAUUGGAUAUCAUUCUGCAACUUAAUCCUGUAUCUGCCUUUGGACAUAUAAUCAAUCAGACCUCCCUCAAAUAGCUUUUAGAAUGAUCUCCCUGCACACAUUCUCCCCAUGCCUGUGUGAGUUUCCUCUGGGUGCUCAGGUUUCCCCCCACAGUUCAAAGAUGUGCAGGUUAAGGUGGAUUAGCCUUGCCAAAUUUCCCUAUGGUGUCCAGGGAUGUGCAGGCUAGCCAUGAGGAAGGCAGGGUUGCAGGGAAAUGGUGGUUGCUGUGGGUGGGAUGCUCUUCAGAGGGGCGCUGUGGACUCAAUGGGCUGAAUGGCCUGCUUUCACAUUGUAAGUAUUCCAUUAUGCUACAAUACUCUCAGAAUGUACAGCAUCCUGCCUAUAAGCUACGUAAACCUUACAAUUGCAACUAUAUUUAUGAUAUAAAUUCUCUUCUCAUUUGUACAGCAGGCAAAACAUUAUGUUCUGUGGAUCUUUGGGGGUCAAGAAAAGAUGAAGUUGUGCUUUACCUUGGAAUUCUGAAUCUGCUGUCAAUCCUAAAUUUGCCACAUAGUGGCUCAAUUAGUCGCAAAGGGAAUGCUGCAGGUGCCAUAACACAUUGAGAUUCUUAACAGUGCAUUCACAUGAAUACUGUAGCAUUGGCCUGAAGCAGACCUGCUGUGUUGGUGAAACUGUAGCUUGAUCCAGAGCCAAUACUGAAGUUAACUGAGGCAUUCUGUGGAGUAGUGACAUCCACUCUGCUUCAAAGUCAUUUUUGAUCUCCCUCGCUGCCUUACAUUAUGUUAUUGAUGCAGUGACAACCUCCUUCACAUCUGGCUUCAACUUGCACUGUUAAAGCUUCUUGUAACCAAUCAAUAGCUCCUCUAGCUCAAGACAAUUCAAUAAACUAUGUUUGAUGGAUGGUA
Messenger RNA from Chiloscyllium plagiosum (whitespotted bambooshark), 4696 nucleotides. RefSeq names its product GDNF family receptor alpha-4-like. The record is from RefSeq and is a predicted model, not a curated record. Gene Ontology annotation, molecular function: signaling receptor activity. Gene Ontology annotation, cellular component: signaling receptor complex; external side of plasma membrane. NCBI's taxonomy places the organism in Eukaryota, Metazoa, Chordata, Chondrichthyes, Orectolobiformes, Hemiscylliidae. Gene Ontology annotation, biological process: nervous system development.